Molecule: messenger RNA, 1143 nt
Organism: Closterium sp. NIES-65
Lineage: Eukaryota; Viridiplantae; Streptophyta; Zygnematophyceae; Desmidiales; Closteriaceae
Source: the annotation of a GenBank genome assembly
AUGUGGCGUUCCAUCCACCGCGGUAGCAAUCACGCGGCCUCCCUUCGUCCCUGUCUUACCCUGGCCCCCCCUCGCUCCCGCUCCCCCCUCGCUCCCGCUCCCCCCUCGCUCCCGCUCCCCCCUCGCUCCCGCUCCCCCCUCGCUCCCGCUCCCCCCUCGCUCCCGCUCCCCCCUCGCCCCCGCUCCUCCCGUCGCCCCCGCUCCUCCCGUCGCCCCUGCUCCUCCCGUCGCCCCCGCUCCUCCCAUCGCCCCCGCUCCUCCCGUCGCUCCCGCUCCUCAUGUCCCUCUCGUCCCUCAUCCCAUUGUCUCCCGUCCCUCUUCCCGUUGCUCCCGUCCCUCCCGUCCCUUCUGUCCCUCCCGUCCCUUCCGUCCCUCCCGUCCCUCCCGUCCCUCCCGUCCCUCCCGUCCCUCCCGUCCCUCCCGUCCCUCCCGUCCCUCCCGUCGCUUCCAUCCCUUCCAUCCCUCCCGUCCCUUCCGUCCCUCCCGUCCCUCCCGUCGCUUCCGUCCCUCCCGUCGCUUCCGUCCCUCCCGUCACCCACGUCGCACCCGUCGCUCUCUUCCCUUCGGUUCCUCUCGUCCCUCUGUGUCUCUCGCAUUCCUUCCCUCUUCGCCUCUCCCCUUUCCCUACACUGUUCUACCCUCUGCGCUGCGUCCCCAUUUCCCUGUGCGCGGUUCCCCCCCUUUCCUACCCGCAGCUUCCCCACUUCCCUACGUGCAGCUUCAACCCUCGCAUGCGCGCAGUUUCCCCCCCUUCCCUACAAGCGGCUUCAACCCUUCCCUAGGCACACAGAGGACCCCGGGGCGCUGCAGGUGUUCAUAGCAGUGCUCACGGGCCCGCCUGGCCCGCGCCCGGAGCACCUGCUGCCACGCAUCGAGGCACUGCUGCUACUGCUGUGGGGCGAGCAGGACCCCUUCACGCCGCUCGAUGGCCUCGUGGGGCGCUUCUUCUCGCACCUGACGCAGCACCGCCCCCUCACCACCAUGCUCACGGUCCCCGCCACUACCCCCACGACGACCAGCCGGUCGCUGUGCACCAAGCGCUGCUGCCAUGGCUCGCCCAGCUCAGUAGCACGAAGUAGUGCAUCCAUUGUGCUUCCAACGACAUGCAUAGGCACGCUUGCCUGCACAAGUGGUGUGGCAUGA